AUGGCAUCCUCGGAGAAGAAGAGUAUCAUGGGCCAUGUCGCCGAGCCGGUCGAUGCCAACACGAACCUCAGCUCCGGGCCCAACUCUCUGGACCACGAACCCUCCUCAGCCUUGGACGACCAGGAGGUGUUCAAGUCUGAUGGCAAAGUGGCCUUCCGCACCAUCACCUGGCAGCGACUGAUCAUCAUCUUGCUCAAGGUGCAAAUCGCCACGGGGGUGUUGGGAAUCCCGGGCGCCAUGGGAUCUCUGGGCGCGGUGCCGGGGGCGCUGCUCAUUGUCGGCUGGCAAGCGUUGAAUACGUACACGGCAUGCGUGCUGAUUGAUUUCCGCAACAAGCAUCCAUCCUGCCACACCAUCGUCGACAUGUGCGGCGUGAUGUGGGGACGAAUCGGCCGCGAGAUAACGGGCAUCAUCUUCGUCAUAGCGUUCGUGCUAUGCAGCGGGUCAGGGAUGCUCGCCAUCUCAGUGGCCUUGAACGCACUGAGCACGCACGGCGCGUGCAGCGUCUGGUUCGGGUUUGUGGCCAUGAUCCUCGUGACGAUGUACUCGUCCAUCCGGACCUGGAACCGCAUGACCUGGCCGAUGACAGUCGGCUUCAUCUGCGUCAUGGGCGGCAUCCUGGCCGUGGUGAUCGGCGUGGCGGUGCGCGACCGCCCAGCAGCGGCGCCGGCCACCGGCCCCUUCGACCUGGGCUUCCGCGUGGUCGGACACCCAGAGUUCGCGGCGGGCAUCACGGCGACAGCAACUAUCUUCGUCUCCUCGGCCGGCGGGCCGGGCUACAUCCCGAUCGUGGCGGAGAUGCGUCGACCGCAGGACUACCGCAAAGCCGUGAUCCCCGUCGGAUUCAUCGUCGCGGCCGUCUACCUGUCCAUGUCGAUGGUGGUCUACUACUACUGCGGGGUGUGGAUCGCCACGCCGUCGCUGGGCAGCGCCGGCCCGCACGUCAAGAAGAUCGCCUACGGCAUCGCCCUGCCCAGUCUGGUCGUCAGCGCCGGCAUCUUCAACCACACCGCGGCCAAGUAUGCGUUUGUGCGGCUGAUGCGCCGCUCGAAGCAUUUCCAGCGCAACUCGUGGCAGCACUGGUCCGUCUGGCUGAGUGCUAACCUCGUCGUCGCCGCCCUGGCCUUCAUCCUCGCCGAGGCUAUCCCCGUCUUCAACUACAUGCUCGCCCUGACCGGUGCGGUCUGCUUCGCUCCCAUGAGCCUCAUGUUUCCAGCCUGCAUGUGGAUCUACCAGUAUGGCGCGCCGUCUUUGACUAAAGGCUGGAAAGGGAAGUUGGCUUAUGGGUUUCACCUGCUCAUUUUGGCUGUUGGAACAUUCCUGCUCGUGGGUGGAAUGUGA
Capronia epimyces CBS 606.96 is the source of this 1341-nucleotide messenger RNA. RefSeq lists its product as uncharacterized. Bases 1 to 1341 code for a protein of 446 amino acids. Gene Ontology annotation, molecular function: amino acid transmembrane transporter activity. Gene Ontology annotation, cellular component: vacuolar membrane. The transcript has 3 exons. NCBI's taxonomy places the organism in Eukaryota, Fungi, Ascomycota, Eurotiomycetes, Chaetothyriales, Herpotrichiellaceae. Gene Ontology annotation, biological process: amino acid transmembrane transport. The record is from RefSeq and is a predicted model, not a curated record.